AUGAUACCGUGGUCAUCCUUCGUUCAGAAGGCUCAGAGCCUGAUUGAUCCUGCCAAUUUCAACAUCCCCGCCCUAUCCUCUCCCGAUCAUAAUCCCUCCAAAGCAUCGCUGUUCCGGCAACAGUUCCGCCUCCCUGAUUCCCAGAACCCGCUCCAAGAGAUCACCGCCGAUCUCGUUCUCCCACUACCGAAUUCGUCGGCAAAUCAAGGAGAUGGCUCCCGCAGGGUUGACCGGGCAGGAAACACAUAUGCUGGGCGUCUGCAUCUGAGUGAACGUUUCAUCUGCUUUUCAACCCAGCCGACGAGCUUCAUUCCCUCUGCCACAGCAAGUGCCUCAACCACUUGGACCGGCCAAACCCACGGCACUGGGCCAUCUGGCAAUGGAUUCAUUCUCCCGCUAUCCUGCAUACGACGUGUGGAACGCCUUCAUAGCGCCAGCAAUGUUUUCUCCCUGGCGCUCACAACAUGGAAUGGUCUGCUCUAUAAGCAACAAGAACCCAACUUCGCCCCCCAACGCCUCAUAUUGCAGCUUGUCGGUAGCAGACAGGCCUGCGAAAGAUUCUGUGACACGCUGAAAAAAGGCCUGCGGGAAGGAAUGAAGGAGGUUGACAGCUUGCGGACCGUCGUCUCGGAUUGUUAUUCGGAAUAUCUGCUCUCAGGUGCAAAAGGGAAAGGACAAGAUGGGAAUGAGGCUGACACUCGUCAACCCCCGGAUGCGGGGCUGGGUUUGAUUUUCCGCUACCCUGGUGAUGCACGCAAGCUGCGUGAUCGCAGCAAGAUGAGACUUUGGGGCGAAUAUUUCAGAGAAAAUGGUCGCAAUGCUACGUUGGUUCGCCAACCAACCUUCCAUAAGCUAAUCAGAGUCGGGUUGCCCAAUCGGUUACGCGGAGAAAUAUGGGAGCUUACAUCCGGUUCUCUGUUCCUUCGUCUACACUCUCCGAUGCAAUAUCAACAGACCUUAGCCAAAUUUGAGGGACAAGAAUCCCUUGCUAUCGAUGAGAUUGAGAAAGAUUUGAAUCGCAGUUUACCAGAGUAUCCUGGUUUCCAGAGCGAAGAAGGCAUUGGACGCUUGCGACGAGUUCUCACUGCGUACAGUUGGAUUGACCCGGAGAUUGGAUAUUGCCAAGCCAUGAACAUUGUGGUUGCCGCAUUAUUGAUAUAUAUGUCAGAGGCCCAGGCUUUUUUCCUUCUUUCUGUGCUAUGUGACCGUUUACUCCCCGGUUACUAUUCAACAACAAUGUACGGCACACUACUCGAUCAGAAGGUGUUUGAGUCUCUAGUUGAGAAAACAAUGCCGGUUCUCUGGGAUCACCUCACAAAAUCAGAUGUGCAACUUUCUGUGGUAUCGUUGCCAUGGUUUCUCUCCCUCUAUAUUAACUCCAUGCCACUCGUCUUUGCUUUCCGUGUCUUGGAUGUGUUUUUCUUAGAGGGCCCAAAAGUCCUCUUCCAGGUCGGCCUUGCCAUUCUCCGAGUUAACGGCGAGGAGCUUCUCGAGACACAAGAUGAUGGAUCAUUUAUCUCUGUCUUGAAGUCAUAUUUCUCAAGACUGGAUGAAUCUGCCCACCCGAGAUCAGAGAAUCCCAAGCUGCGCGCCAUUACUAGAUUCCAAGAAUUAAUGGUUGUUGCCUUCAAGGAGUUUUCUGGCAUCACCCACAGCACAAUCACCGAGACGCGCGAAAAGCACAAGGGUGCUGUGCUAGAGAAUAUCGAGACUUUUGCAAAGCGUACUUCUAUCCGCAACCUUGGACCCGAAAGCAAACGCCUGAGCGUGGAUGAUCUUGGAACGAUAUACGAUCGCUUCUAUGAAACGUUGUACCAGUGGGAACAGCACCAGAGAGUUAUUGAGGAAGAGACAAGGCGGCAAGAGAGGAAGAAAUCCUCACGCCUUUCCAUGCUUGCUCCUCCGGCGGAUACCCAAGUUGGCCGUGUUGGUCUUGGACCUAGCCCUACACAUAUGGAUUAUGAUGCUUUCCGGGAGUUCUUAGCCGCCACAUCUAAAUGGGCGGUCGCCGACUCCCCUGGACCAUCGAGAAAAGAAUCCUCAUCAGGAAAAUCGGCAUUGUGGGCGAACCGCAGACAGCCAGCAGAUCAUGAGUUCAUGCAGCGCCUCUACCGCAAGUGGGCCACAGACCCCGAGGAGGGAUUGGAUCUCCAAAAUGUGGUGAAUGGUCUCGCCCGCCUGAAGGGGUCCCCCGACAUCAUGAAUAACAUCAACUAUUUCUUCGACCUGUACGAUGACAGUGGAAAUGGCCAGGUUGAUCGCGAGGGGAUCCUAAAAAUGUCCGAGGCGCUGUUGUUCCUCUCCCGCCGUGGGUUUGAGGGCACAAUCACGGCCACUCCGUCCGUGGAAAAUCUGAACUCGGGAGACCGCGACCAUGCCGAUAACUCGCUCACUACUGACGAGAAAUUCCUGGGUAGUGUCAGCGCAUUCAUCCGUCGCUGUUUCGAAUAUGCCGACCCCAGCCACCCAGAGAACCAAAAAACAGCCCAGCAAGAUGCAACGGCAGAGGCAACUGAAAAGCUGGACUCAUUUGCCAUUGGCGACGACGACGAAGAAGAAGAAGAUCUGAUUGAUGUUGAUGAUGUCAAGUCCACCAGCUCUCCAGCACCAGACACAAACCUUCAGUCAGCUAAGUCUACCACCGCCGAAUUAGAAAACAACGACCAUAACCGCUCUACAUCUGAGUCUGCCAACCCAGCUCUCGAUCCUAAUAACCCCCUGCAUAUCACUCUCCCUACUUUCCGAAUGGUUGUCCUGGCCGACGAACUUCUAGAGCAGUUCUUUGAAUCCUACUUUCCUCAAUCCUUCCAUCUCUCUGACCACCCUCACCCCGCGGCCCUGGCCGCAUCUUCCUCAAUGUCGUCCAACCUCACAACUUUCUCCAACCUCGGCAGCAUCCGUUCCUCCGGGCUCGCCGCCGGCUCAGCAGCCCCCGUCGCCGGCGCCUCAGGAGGCAUCGUCCCCCCAGGUAAGGGCCUACGCGGCGUUCUCGACAACAUCGUCUCAGAUGGAAUUCGCAUGGCAGCCGAAGUCAAAAAACGAAUGGACGAGGCGCAACGCGACCUCGAGCGCAACGCUCUCGGCCGCGAGGAAGAAGAAGACGAUGAUGACGAUGACGACUAUCCCCGCCGUGAGAGCAGUGCCGCUGCCAUCCCUGGUGGUACCCCCAGCUGGGGCGCUGGCGCAUACGGCGGUGAUACGGAGCGCCGUAGCAUCGUCCGUGACGCUGACCGUGACCUUCUUGAAGGAGCCGAGGUACUUGACGGCGGAAAGGAAGAGAGAACUUCUCUCUUGGACGGAAAUGCGGACCACGCUCCUCGCAAGGUCUCCAGCUCUGCAGCUUCUGCUAAGGGCCGUGGUUCUCCCACAGUCCGUGAUGGCGAGGUUAUUAGCAAGCUCGUCGAGUUUGAGUCAUGA
Molecule: messenger RNA, 3417 nt
Organism: Penicillium concentricum
Lineage: Eukaryota; Fungi; Ascomycota; Eurotiomycetes; Eurotiales; Aspergillaceae
Product: GTPase-activating protein
Exons: 3
Coding region: 1-3417 (1138 amino acids)
Source: RefSeq, a predicted model, not a curated record